This is a messenger RNA of Catharus ustulatus (Swainson's thrush), 560 nucleotides long. Its product is annotated as protein S100-A4-like. The record is from RefSeq and is a predicted model, not a curated record. NCBI's taxonomy places the organism in Eukaryota, Metazoa, Chordata, Aves, Passeriformes, Turdidae. Gene Ontology annotation, molecular function: transition metal ion binding; calcium ion binding. Gene Ontology annotation, cellular component: cytoplasm. The transcript is spliced from 3 exons. Bases 190 to 492 code for a protein of 100 amino acids.
UUGGCAGCUCCCGGGAUUUUCUCUCUCCUCCUUUUUUUUCCUUUCCCAGCCGUGUCCGGGCCCGCCGGAGCCUCCCCGGCCGGGAGUGGCCCAGGCUGGGCUAUAAAUGGCCACGCUCGGGGCGAGUUAAUUUUCCGCCCUGCCCGAACUCCUCCGUGCCCUCCGAGCUCUCGGCUUGUCGCUGUCCCCAUGGCGUGUCCCCUGGAGCAGGCGCUGGCCGUGAUCGUCGCCACCUUCCACAAAUACUCGGGCAACGAGGGCGACAAGUACAAGCUCAACAAGGCCGAGCUUAAGGAGCUGCUCCAGAAGGAGCUGCCGAGCUUCAGCAAACAAACCAGCGAGGCGAGUUUGCAGCAGCUCAUGAACAACCUGGACUGCAACAGCGACAGCGAGGUGGAUUUCCAGGAGUACGUGACCUUCCUGGCAUGCAUGGCCAUGAUGUGCAAUGAUUUCUUCCAGGACCUGCCGGACAAAAUGCCGCGCAGGAAAUGAGCCCAGGGCGCUGUGCCCACCCCGGGUGUUCCCCCGAUGUCAUUUCAAUAAAAUUUGAUUAAUUAGUG